AUUUCACGAGUCAGACCCAAAGUAUGAUGUCUUGUUUAGAAGCUAAGAAGCCAUCGCUGUGUCACAGGGAGCCACUCACAGCUGAGAAAGUCAGGACCACACUGGCUGUCUUGAAAGGGGUCCUCACCUCUUGCUAUGGCCCUUUUGGGCGGCUGAAGCAGCUGCACAAUGGGGUGGGGGGCUCCGUGUGCACGACCUCUCAGUCGGCAGUGCUGCUUAGGAACCUCUCAGUCACCCACCCCGUAUUAAAGGUCCUGAUAGCAUCGGUGCAAAACCAUGUGUCCUGCUUCAGUGACUGUGGCUUAUUCACAGCCAUUCUUUGCUGCAACCUGAUUGAAAAUGUUCAGAAAACAAAUUUGGCCACCGCCACCGCUAUUAAACUUAAUAAACGUCUUUUGAAUUUCUGCACCAAUUAUCUCAGGUCAGAGAGCUGUGGUUGCCGAAUCCCAGUGGACUUCAGUAGUACCCAGAUCCUCCUGUGUUUGGUGCGCAGUGUUUUAACAAGUAAACCUGCCUGUAUGCUCACCAGGAAGGAAGUAGAUCAUAUCAGUACUUUGAUUCUUAGAGCUUUUUUGUUUACAAUUCCAGAAAGCACAAAAAACCCUAUAAUUUUAGGAAAGAGUAUAAUUAUAUCUUUAAAGGGUCCAAGAGUUACAGAUUCUACUGUGUUACCUGGAGUACUCAUUGAAAUACCAGAAAUUCAGUUAAUGAAGACUUUACCUGUCCGAAAAUCAAGUGCCCUCAAGGUGGCGCUCUUCUCUACAUCUUUAUCAGGAGACUUUUCUGACCCAGGAGAAGGAAGUGUGGUGGUCAGCUACAGAGUGUCUCUUGAGAAUGCAGUCCUGGACCAGUUGAUUAACCUAGGAAGGCAACUUGUUAGUGACCAUGUGGAUCUGGUUCUAUGCCAAAAAGUCAUGCACCCAUCUUUGAAACGCUUCCUUCGUACUCACCACAUUAUUGCCAUAGACAGAGUGGGAGUCACGCCGAUUGAGCCCCUCAGCAAGGCGACAGGAGCACAGCCCAUCGGAUCCCUGGGCCCCGUCUCUCCCAGUAGUUAUGGAAGCGUGAAAGAUUGGCACUCUGCUCAAUUUGGCUGCAAACACUUUUUUCAUCUUAUACCUAAUGAAGCUCCUGUCUGCACCUUGCUUCUCUGCAACCGAAACGACACUGUUGCAGAUGAGCUGAAGCUCGCUUGUCAAACAGCACUGCAUGUCCUGCAAUUAACAGUCAAGGAGCCAUGGGUUUUGUUGGGAGGUGGCUGCACUGAAACUCACUUGGCUGCAUGUAUUAGACACACGACUCACAAGGAGCCAGGAAAUAUUCUCCAAGGUGAAGGAUGUACUCAAGCGGAACUUCAGCUAAUUGCUGAAGCUUUUUGCAGUGCUCUGGAAUCUCUCGCUGGCUCUUUGGAACAUGAUGGAGGCGAAAUUCUGACUGACAUGAAGCAUGGCCACUUUUGGUCCAUGCAGGCAGGUCUUCCCUCUGUUGUUAACUGGCCAGAUUUGCUUUCUCAGUGUGGCUGUGGAGUGUACAGCAGCCAGGAAGAACUCAGCUGGUCUGUCCUAAGAAACACAUGUCAUCCUUUUGCACCCCAGACCUGCAUUCCACAUGAAGCUCUGGAAAUCAACCAACAACCAGCUCGUGGCCUGAUCGUGGACUGUUUGACUGCUAAGCUCAGUGGUCUACAGGUGGCUGUAGAGACAGCCAAUUUGAUAUUAGAUCUUGCGUAUGUCAUUGAAGAUAAAAACUGAUAUACAAGAAUAGCAUGUUUAUAUUAUGAAUAGACUAGUCAGUUGACUUAAGAAAAAUAGUGUAUAUUCCUCUCCCAAGGCCUGUUCUGCAGAUACAGACAGAUGAUUCAUAACAUUAUGGACACACUUAUUUAGAUGAAGACAUAAAUCUUUUUUUUUUUUUCUUGUGCCUAGGAUUGAACUCGUGACUGCACACUUGCAAGACAGGCGCUUAUGUUGCUGAACUAAAUCCCCAGCCUGAAGACAUAAAUCUUUAAAUGGGAAUGUCAUAGAAUAAUAAAAAUUUGCAGCAUUGUUACUUAAUAUAUUGUUAUCAUCUUAAAGAUUCCAUGAUCCUGCUUUAUGUUGUCCUUAAUUUUGUUAUUAUUUGUUAUCGUUCUAAGAAGAUACAGAAAGUUUUUAAAUCCCCUAAUCCAUGCUCUCAUUUGAAUAUACUAAUUAGAGACAUUUUCUAAUUACCAACUACAUAAAGUAUAACAUUAGAUUCCAAAUUGUCACCAAGUCUCCAGUGUACAUUGCUCAAUCAAAAGAAGUGCCACAGCUAUGUUGUUAAUGAAAUCUCACCUUUUCAGUGCUACUUACCUCAGACUACGUUAGUCAGUGGUUCAGUAACUGAUGUAGAUCCUGGUUUGCUUGCAAUUAUUAGUUUUUAUCAGUUCCACAUUGUUGUUACUUUGAGGAGAGGUAGGAUUAGCAGAGAAAUCAAUUUAAAUAAUAACUAGGACUGAAACAACUGAAACAACAAUAUGUCAUCAUAUUUAAGCUGGGGCUAGUGCUUGGUUUUCAGACCAGCGUUUUCAGCCUUGGCACUGUUGAUAUUCUCAGCCAGCUAAUUCUGUACGUGCAGGAGUCUCCUGUUUAUUUUAGGAGGUUUAGCAGCACCUCAGACUUCCACCCACUGAGUGCUAGUAGCAUAUCCAAGUUAUAAAACAAAAAUAUCUCCAAAUACUACCUAAUGUCUUCUGGGGAACAAAACCAUCUUUGGUUGAGAAGUUGUAUAAACUGAUAGAAAAGAAAGGAAAGUAGAGUUUUCCACCAUGACUUCAGAAGCAGCAGAGAGAAAGGCAGAGAAAGGCAGUGAAAAGUAUUCCUUUAGUUCUGUCAAGACUGCAAAAAAAACUAAAAAAAAAAAAAAACAAAAAAAAAAACACUAGACUAACUUCCGUAUUCAAAGUAGAGGAUCUGAUGUUUCAAGACUGUAAUUAAAUUUUAUGCAAAUUCCAGGUAAAUUGAUAAAGUUAAAGAAAAAAUAUAGAAUAUAGUUAGAGCAAUAAAUAUGUAGCUACAAUAGGUGUUAUAUUAAAUAUUAGGAAAACAUUUUGAAAGUCUUUGAAAAGUUAAUCCAAAAGCUAGUGACCAAAUCUAUACUUAUGGGAAAAAGAAAUAGAAUUUUAAGCAAUUUCUUCCAGUAGUCUUGUAAUUGGCAGUUUUUUUUACUCUGAGCCAAAGAAAAAAUUGCAAUACAAACUCACAGCAAAGCUGUAUAUGAAUUACGGCUGAAAUGAAUAGUGCCCUAAAGUGAUACUCCUUUGUUUAUUAGAAUCAACUGGAAAGACCAUGAGGUGAGCUGCCCCUAAAAUGCCCCCUCGGAUUUCUGUCUCCUUGUUUUCAGGUUGGACUUAGUAGCAUCUUUGGGUCUCUCAUCCUCUCUUUUGUGAAUAGGAAUGUCUAUGGCAGUUGUUCUGUAUCUGUCCAUUGUUUCAUUUUGGGACAAAGCACCAAAAAUCACAUCUCAUCACUUGUGCUAUGUUCUUUGCAUUAGAAGCUGGUCAGUAGGCCUCACCUAUACCCAAAGGUUAAACCCCUGGGAGGUGAUGAUUAAAACAUGAAAAGAAACUUUGGAAAAUAUUUUUAAACAAGCUCCUAAUGGCAGAUAUACAUGAUGAGGGAAAAGCCCUGGACACUGUUUUGUGACUUAAGACUGGAGUCUAAAUAUUGCCCUUUGAGAUACCUCAGUAAAAACCCCCCCGAUAGCUAUAGAAGGGGAAAGGCAAAGCGAUACAGUGUGGAGUUAGUGACAGCUGCUCAGGAGUUUUGGAAGUCACAAGCAUGGAGCAUUAAAGUUUGUUGAACCGUGGAGUCUAAUAGAAUUAGCAUCUCAUUAAUCAAAAGAGGUUAGGAGUUUGACAGUGAGGAAACAAGUGGAAAACGAAAGAAAACCAAAAGAGCCUUAUAAAUCCAAACAUUUAUUUGAUCUUAGAGAUAUUCUACUCCUUAAUUCCUCUAUUUAUAUCAUAUUAGAGAACCUUUAUGUAUUAGACAUUUUAAACUGAGUAAAAUAUUUUUCACACAAUAUUUAAGUUAUGUUAUUAUCUUUUGUUGUAAAAGGUAUCAUUAGUUUCUAAAAUAAAAGCUACCUUGGUAUUCACAUGAUAGAAGAGAAAUGUUAAGUGCUUCUGUACCAGUGUAAUAUGAUCUUGAUUGUCAAUGUUGAGAGACACCUAGGAAAUUAUAAAGCAUAAUUCUGGA
Molecule: messenger RNA, 4220 nt
Organism: Cavia porcellus (domestic guinea pig)
Lineage: Eukaryota; Metazoa; Chordata; Mammalia; Rodentia; Caviidae
Gene: Mkks
Product: MKKS centrosomal shuttling protein
Exons: 4
Coding region: 24-1751 (575 amino acids)
Biological process (GO): intracellular transport; chaperone-mediated protein complex assembly; protein folding
Cellular component (GO): kinociliary basal body; nucleus; cytoplasm
Molecular function (GO): ATP binding
Source: RefSeq, a predicted model, not a curated record